This is a messenger RNA of Suillus plorans, 528 nucleotides long. RefSeq lists its product as uncharacterized. The record is from RefSeq and is a predicted model, not a curated record. The transcript is spliced from 3 exons. Lineage: Eukaryota; Fungi; Basidiomycota; Agaricomycetes; Boletales; Suillaceae. Bases 1 to 528 code for a protein of 175 amino acids. Gene Ontology annotation, cellular component: cytosol. Gene Ontology annotation, biological process: protein insertion into ER membrane. Gene Ontology annotation, molecular function: protein binding.
AUGGUCUGGUUCCGGUUCAGCAAGGGUUUGAACCGAGAACCGGACCCAAAAAAUGUCAAACUUCAUAUACAAUCUGGUUCAUCUUCUCACGCCCUGAACGCGAUCCUACCGCUUGUCGUGUCUGGGCAGCCCUACGAAGCGCACCAGAAAGCACGCACCUUUGCUUCACGGUACAGCAAGUCUGGGCAGUACAACACUGCCAUCGACGUGCUCUUCCAGAGUGUGAGAGAACUCCUGAAAGUUAGCCAGCAGGGAAGCAGAACAGAUUUGACGCUGUUCCUUUUGGACCCUACUGCUGUCAAGUCGCCGUGCACGAUACCAUUGCCAUGCACUAAAGAGGUUCGGACGACACUACAGGAGAUAGCAAUGUUGUACUUUGCAAUUCCUCCGCCACGCACUCAGCCUGAUAAUCCAUUGGGAGCUAUGAUUUCCUCUAUGCUGGGCAGUGGGAUGCCGGGAGGAGGGGCGCCUCCACGGCGGAUGCUGUCUCCCGCUGUGAGCGGACUAUCAGCUCCAGGACUGGAUUAG